AUGUCCGCAUUCACCGUUUCUCCUUUCGGUGUCACCUCCUUUGGCUCGCCACCCGCCAUCGACAGCUACACCAAGUCGAUCGACUCCGCCGCCACCAACAACACCCAUCAUCUCGGCGAGAUUCAAAACUUCCUGCUUGGAAGUGACUGGUCAGCUCUCUCGUCGCUCAGCCCGCCCACCGCGGCGGUCAACGCCGUCAUCGACAGCUCGACCUUUUCGUCUCGUACUGUGGCCGACGCUCCUCUAUUUUCUUCCUCCGUCGAGACCGAGAAGCCCAACAUGCAGACCACCCCCGCCGCCAUCAUUGCCGCCGUUUCUGAACCCAGCGAGCUUCCUGCCGCUGCUUCUGACACUGCCUUUGACACCGCCAUGUCAGCUUCAUCUCCCGUCGCCACCCCACCUGCGGCUGCUUAUCCAUCGCCGUUGACGCCCGUCCACCGACACUUGUUCGACGCUUGCUACAGCGACUCUGCGGGCUCGCCCGACUCGGACCGCGACUUUCUCGUAUCCCCUUCCAUGUUUGAUGAUGCCAGCUUCGAGUUUGAAGGCGAUGCGCUCGCCAACACCUUUCCGCUGUUCACCGACCAGGCCUUUGAGGAUCUCACCGACCCUCAGGUCGAAGAGUCUGUCAGUGCCACCGCCUCCGACCUCGAGAACGUCAAGCUCGAUGCUGACCAUGAGCCAGAGUCCGACGAGUCACAGCCGACCGAGCUCGACGUCGAGUCCAGCCAGUCUACUGUGAUGUCCUUGCAGAGUCAGCAGAGUAUGGUCAAGGUGGAGGAGCUAGACGAUCACGAAUCGUUCUCCACCCUUGCCGCUGCCUUCAAAACCGAGGAUACCUCGGCCAAGCUCGAGCCUAAGCACGAGCAGGACCUGUGGUCUGAAGAAGAGCUCAAGCCCUACUUCAGCGAUGACGACACAAAAGCUGCCCUGCUCAGCACGCUCGCCGACGCUUUCGGAUACCACGUCUCCGAACCCAUAAAGGAGUUUGCCAGCUCUCAAGAGGAACAACACGCUUCGCACAUCGGCCCUGUUCGCCGAGAUCGUCGUUCCGCGUCCAACAAGGUCGGUAACUCUCAUUCCUCUGGUAGCCCCGCGCCCUUCAUCGACCCCAUCACCAAGGCCAAGCGCUGGCAGUGCGGCGAGUGUGGCAAGUUGUUCGACCGUGCUUAUAAUCUCAAGACCCACACGUACACGCACGAGGAUCCUCUCACCCGUGCACGGCCCUUCAUCUGCCCCGACGCCGACUGCCACAAGCAGUUUGCUCGCAAGCAUGAUAUGCAGCGCCACUUCGAGAAUGUACAUCGUGGCGAAUCAAGAAGAGCCAAGGGCGGCUUUCUGAGAAGGAGCCGCGCCGAUGACCUGGGCUAG
Sporisorium graminicola is the source of this 1371-nucleotide messenger RNA. RefSeq lists its product as uncharacterized. Bases 1 to 1371 code for a protein of 456 amino acids. The transcript has a single exon. NCBI's taxonomy places the organism in Eukaryota, Fungi, Basidiomycota, Ustilaginomycetes, Ustilaginales, Ustilaginaceae. Gene Ontology annotation, cellular component: nucleus. The record is from RefSeq and is a predicted model, not a curated record.